Molecule: messenger RNA, 561 nt
Organism: Plasmopara halstedii
Lineage: Eukaryota; Oomycota; Peronosporomycetes; Peronosporales; Peronosporaceae
Exons: 7
Coding region: 1-561 (186 amino acids)
Source: RefSeq, a predicted model, not a curated record
AUGCAACGAACGUAUGCAGUAGGGAUGUCAUUAUCCGAUGCAAACAAGCGGAAUGAUGCUAUUUGGAUUGAAAUCAAGUCACUAAAAUGGCUCUUUGCCCUCAAAUAUGAUGGAAACGGGAACCUCACGAGAUUAAAAGCCCAACCUGUUGCGUCAGUAUCUACAAGCAUCGGUCUUGGUAACACUACAGCCCACUCACCCGUUGCGAGUCACAACACUAUCCCUAACUCAAGGAUGACGAAUACACGGACGAUUGAAGUGGUCACCAACUAUGUGGUUCGAGAUCAUUCAUCGACUACGAUAAAUGAUGAUGACCAAGCUUCGGUAUCGGUUGUAGUCAACGUUGAUGAUUUUUUGGCUAGAAGCAAGUCAAGCGACCAAGUCAAAUUUUUCACGAUAGGGCGUUUUGGCCAAGUCGAUGUUGAUCCAGUUUGUAACGCGCAUGUGGUGAGUGAAGAUCUCGCACUGAACAAAACGGAUGUGUGUCGUGACGUCUAUCCUUCUAUGGUACGUAGACCAGCCUCAGGCGAUGCAUCAAAACGUUGCGAUCCAUUUACCUGA